ACCGAAAGAAAAGACUUUGAUAGACCAUUGGAGAAUGAUAUGGCAAGAGAAUAUUGAAUACAUUGUCAUGCUGACGAAUCUUAUUGAGGGACCAAAGAAAAAAUGUCAUCGGUAUUGGUCAAAUGAAGACGAAGAAUUAGAACUAGAUCCAUUCUCUGUUACCCUAAUUGAGGAAAAGGUGUAUGCAUAUUACGUAAUCAGAAUUCUGAAUUUAAAGAAAAGGGAAGUAACUGGGUCAAGGAGGGUCUUGCAGUUUCAUUAUACUAGAUGGCCAGAUCAUGGUACUCCUAAUCCACUAGAUCUUGUCAUUUUUCACAGACAUUUUAGACACAAGGUGAACCCAACUCAGCGUCCGAUUCUCGUGCAUUGCAGUGCUGGAGUAGGAAGAACAGGUACCUUUAUUGGCCUUGACGUUCUGUCAAGGUAUGGGAAGGACAACGGCAAGGUCAAUGUCAUAGAGUAUGUCAAGACCAUGCGUAAAGACAGGAUGACAAUGAUACAAAAUGUAGAGCAAUACAUUUUCCUGCACCAUGCGUUGUUUGAGUUCUUCAGGCGCCAAGGCAGAAUAAUAAAACGAGAAGGUUUUUUGAAUGUCUGUUGUGGUAGUGCGAAUCGAGAAACAAUGAAGGAAAUAACAAAUGAAUUCAAUGAACUUUCCACACUAAAGCCAGUCUAUGAUUCGGAAGAUUUUACGACUGGUAUAAAUCAUCUUCAUCUGAACAAAACUCAGUCAGUACUACCGGUGGAGCAGUAUUUGGUGUCUUUGAGUUCACACGUUUCGGGGAGAGAUGCUUACUAUAAUGCAGUAACUGUUUCGUCUUUCACCCAAGCAGAGGAGUUCAUUUCUGCACAACUUCCGGUAACUGGUGCUGCCAUUGAUUUGGUUCGCCUGCUAGUUGAUCAAGAGUCUAAUUUCCUUAUUUCUUUAAACCCUUUAGCAAACAUCGAUGAGAUGAAAAAAUGGGUUGAUGAAAAUGUAAAGCAAAUCCUGCUGGAACCAUACGAAAUUAACAAAAGCGCUCAGUCAACGUUAAAUGGGAUAAGAAAGACAACUCUUAACAUCGAAGUAAAGGAAAAAUUAUCCCAUGAAGUACAUAUAUUUGAAUGCCUUGAUUGGAGCCCGGAUAACGUACUUCCUGCUGAUACAUCCUCGUUGAUUAAUUUAAUCAAGCAGUUUAGUUCUGACCGCAAAUCGGAACCAGAUGGACCGGUGACAGUUAUUUCGAAGGACGGAGCUACCUGCUGUGGAGUAUUUAUUGCUGUGUAUAACGCAAUAGAACAGCUACAACAAGAUGAUGAGAUAGAUCUCUGUUCCAUUGUACAACAGAUACAAUGCCGUAGACCGGAAAUGAUUGCCACCAAGGCGGAGUAUGAGUUUUGUUCAAGAGCUGUUUGUGAUUUUCUGAAUAUGAACAAUGUUUAUGCCAAUACUUAACUACCUCACACAAGACGUUGCUUCUGAUUUGUUCAAUAGGAACUAAAAUAAGUUGCAUGGAAGUGAAAAGAUAUAUAAAUAUUUCAAUGAAGAAACUGGCAGCAUCUAAAAUGUAAACAUUCUUUCUGCUAGGAUAUUUUGUACAACCAAAA
Saccostrea cuccullata (small rock oyster) is the source of this 1587-nucleotide messenger RNA. RefSeq names its product receptor-type tyrosine-protein phosphatase kappa-like. The record is from RefSeq and is a predicted model, not a curated record. NCBI's taxonomy places the organism in Eukaryota, Metazoa, Mollusca, Bivalvia, Ostreida, Ostreidae. The transcript has 12 exons. The coding region runs from base 35 to 1435 and encodes 466 amino acids. Gene Ontology annotation, biological process: protein dephosphorylation. Gene Ontology annotation, molecular function: protein tyrosine phosphatase activity.